AUGGAUGAUGAUGAGAAUAUUCCUUGGGGAGAGUUCAUAGGUGACACGAUUCAUGUCGCUGUAGAUUCUCUGAACGAGCUUCAGGCAUUGACAGGAAACGCGGUCACAAGCACCACAAGCACCGCGGACAAUGAUGCCCAGACCCAGCAGUCACAAACUCUGACCUCUUUCCCCCAAUUCCCCAACCUUCCGCCCGAGAUCCGUUCUCGAAUCUUCCAAAUGGCCAUGCUGCAACCUGGUAUCAUCUACUUCUCAAUGCAACCCAGCCACUUCGAGGAUCAUAUCCAUCUCCACGCCGUCACGAAUUGCAACUCCACCUGGCGCCAGUGGAAGAUGAUCGCCCAUACCAGCGUCGAGGCCGCCCACGCCGUCAACCUCGUGGUCACCAAGGGCGCCACCAAGCACUACGUCGACCUGUCCAAGAAGCGACCGUUCAACAAGGUCGACGACCUGCUUGUCAUUCAAUUCGCUACGAAUCCGCAAAUCAUCAACCAGUGGACCGUCGCUACCGCCGCGCCUGUUGACUUUGUUUAUAACAGCUACUUCCGCUCUCUUCGUCGCGUCGGCUUCAAGUGGAACGAGAAGACCUUCCGCUGCCACGGACACGUCGAGGAUGAGGUCUCGCCCGAUUGGCCUGUCUAUCACGACGAGACCGAUGAUGAUGAUGAUAUCGUCAGGUGUAUCUUCCCCUGCAAGGACAUGUUUGAGCGGUUCCCCAUGUUCUUCCGGGAUGCUGACGCCGUCUACAUCCUAUACUCGGUCAAGGGGAAGGAUUUGAGCCCUACCUUCAAAAAACAGGCCAGAGAUCGGAAUGUUUCUCCGAUGGUUGACGCUGCAAAUUACAUCCGGGAUACGCCCAAGAGCUGCGUGCGUUUGAUACUCGACGACAACUUCGCCGUCAGUCAACUAGAAACCGAAACCCGCUGCGAUGCCCGCCAGAAAUGGGUCGAGAUGCCCAUUGGGCGCAUGAGGGACUUCCUCAACCUUGACAAGGCCGGCCCGUAG
Molecule: messenger RNA, 1005 nt
Organism: Scedosporium apiospermum
Lineage: Eukaryota; Fungi; Ascomycota; Sordariomycetes; Microascales; Microascaceae
Exons: 2
Coding region: 1-1005 (334 amino acids)
Source: RefSeq, a predicted model, not a curated record